Messenger RNA from Odontomachus brunneus, 2569 nucleotides. RefSeq lists its product as uncharacterized. Lineage: Eukaryota; Metazoa; Arthropoda; Insecta; Hymenoptera; Formicidae. The coding region runs from base 37 to 2514 and encodes 825 amino acids. The transcript is spliced from 2 exons. The record is from RefSeq and is a predicted model, not a curated record.
UCCUUCUUCUUACACACAUUCGUUUUGACUUUGCAGAUGCAAUUCCAUCACAUACUGCUACUGUCUCUUGUAUCUGGAGCAUACAGUCUCUUAGGUUAUGACUGUAGCGGAAAAUCUUUAAAUGUCAGCACAAUCUCCUUACUCGGCAUAGGCGAAUGCCACUUCCAAGCAGAAAAAGUCAAUUCUAUCUCCACAUAUAUACAGCUUUUGCAAGUAACUGACUAUCCACAAACAAAGGUUAUAUCGUGCCGAGUCGAAAUCAACAGGCGCAUCUUCUACUGUGGGAUGCACUCCCACUUUUCAUUGGUCCAAGGUGAUCAUCAUAAGUACUUGGUGGAUCUCGAUCAAGGAGCGUGUGACAAGUUGCAUCGAACCAGAUCAUUUUCGUACGGCACUGAAAGCCCAGUGGUCGACCUCUUUCCAAACACUACAAACUACAGAUCACUGAUACUUGCUGGGACUAUCUCGGUAGACGGAUCGUGCCAUGGAUCGCAGUUUUCUGACCCAUACGGAACCUGGAACGACGUUGUGGUUGAAGCCUUCCUCUCCGUCAUCUUCUGGGACUACUACGCCUCAACCAAGACCUCGCAGAAUCUCCUCAUUCUCAAAUCAGGGACACACUGCCGAAUAUCUGAUUUAACGUGCAUCGAUGAGGACGGAGCCAAUGUUUAUUGGGCACCUCUACCUUCUGAUGCCUGCAGAUUCCAUUCUUACGACGUGCUAUACCAAGGACUUGCGACCAAGAUCUUCGACGCUAGUUCUCAUUAUCCUUUAGUUUAUUCAAUUACUUCACAAGAAACUACUGUAGCCCUAUCCAAAACAUCUGAACGCUCUCUUUGCGGAUAUACUUUAGUACAGACGGAACAUCCUAAACUAAUUAUAGUAGAAACCUCUAAAGAUAAUUCUUUCGCCGAAAAAUCCGAAAUUGUAGUUGACAAUCUGGACGCUUUUACUUAUAUAAAUUCUAAGUUUGUUUACGUUGAAAAAUAUACCAAAACUCAGAUUCAAAACCUAUAUGAGAACAUAAUUUUGCAAAAGUGUCAUUUAGAACAACAAAUUCUGAAAAACGCUGUCUUUAUGGCCCAAUCUCAACCCGACUUAUUUGCGUACACUCUAAUGAAGGGACCUGGUUACUUUGCCUUUAUUGCUGGAGAAGUCGCUCAUAUAAUCAAAUGUGUGCCUACAGAAGUUGUUCAACGCUCAACCAAGGAAUGUUUCCUCGAACUUCCUAUCCUUCUCAACAACCAAUCCCUUUUUCUCUCUCCCAAAACCCAUGUUAUUGUAAAAUCCGGAACUCCUAUCGAAUGUAACCCUCUGUUUCCCGUGAUGUAUCAAUUGAGGAAGGAAGAAUGGGUGAACCUAACGUCUAAACAAGCUGCAGUUUCAUCUCCACAAUGUUUGGAGCCUAUGGUAAAAUUUACAUGGAAGUACGCCGAGAGCGGCAACUCCGAUGAUCUUAACCUCAUGGAACGCAUGAAGCUCCUGAAAAAGCGGCUCUUAGAAGUUAAAAGUUUUCUAAGCGUCAUUAAACCAGUAUUGCAAGUAUUCCCCAAUUCUACCUUCAAAGAUGUCAUUUCUUCCCUCAUAGAUGACAUUUCUUCCCUCAUAGAUGACAUUUCUUCCCUCAUAGAUGACAUUUCUCCCCUCAUAAAUGUAAUAUUUCUAUCCUCAUACAUUAAUAUUAAUCUCAAUCUAUUUCUUGAUAUUUGGAAAUUGUAUCGCCAGAUUAAUGUGCAUUUAGCACAUUAUAAUUUUUUACUGCUACUGUCUCUUGUAUUUGGAGCAUACAGUCUCUUAGGUUAUGACGCCGAGAGCGGCAACUCCGAUGAUCUUAACCUCAUGGAACGCAUGAAGCUCCUGAAAAAGCGGCUCUUAGAAGUUAAAAGUUUUCUAAGCGUCAUUAAAUCAGUAUUGCAAGUAUUCCCCAAUUCUACCUUCAAAGAUGUCAUUUCUUCCCUCAUAGAUGACAUUUCUUCCCUCAUAGAUGACAUUUCUUCCCUCAUAGAUGACAUUUCUCCCCUCAUAAAUGUAAUAUUUCUAUCCUCAUACAUUAAUAUUAAUCUCAAUCUAUUUCUUGAUAUUUGGAAAUUGUAUCGCCAGAUUAAUGUGCAUUUAGCACAUUAUAAUUUUUUACUGCUACUGUCUCUUGUAUUUGGAGCAUACAGUCUCUUAGGUUAUGACGCCGAGAGCGGCAACUCCGAUGAUCUUAACCUCAUGGAACGCAUGAAGCUCCUGAAAAAGCGGCUCUUAGAAGUUAAAAGUUUUCUAAGCGUCAUUAAAUCAGUAUUGCAAGUAUUCCCCAAUUCUACCUUCAAAGAUGUCAUUUCUUCCCUCAUAGAUGACAUUUCUUCCCUCAUAGAUGACAUUUCUUCCCUCAUAGAUGACAUUUCUCCCCUCAUAAAUGUAAUAUUUCUAUCCUCAUACAUUAAUAUUAAUCUCAAUCUAUUUCUUGAUAUUUGGAAAUUGUAUCGCCAGAUUAAUGUGCAUUUAGCACAUUAUAAUUUUGGCAAUUAGAAGCAUAAAAAUUAUCACAAAUAUUACUAUUACUACAAUUACCAUUCAUAAAUAU